AUGGGUGCAGAUUCGAAUUUGCAUAGACAAAGAACAUGGACCGAUCUUCCCAUGGAGAUUUUAUCAUUCAUUGCCAUUCGACUACGAUUACUUGAACUCUUGAGUUUUCGAGGGACAUGCAAAGAUUUUCGAUCAGCUUCAACCACUGCGACCGCAAAAAUCGAAUCUUUAAAAAAACCAUGGCUACUAUUCCACAAACCCGGGGAUUCCAAAUGCGUAAUCUACAAUGAAGACGGCUCAAAAACCUACAAUCGCCACAUUCCUGACCUCAUUGACGCGAUUUGUCUCGCGUCAUAUCAAGGGUGGCUACUUCUAUACAAAAACGAAUCAAUAUUCUUCUUUUCCCCAUUCUCUCUCUCCAAAAUCCCUCUCCCGGAUUUUCCCCGAAAACAAACCACCGAUGGCCUCGUGGGCCAUGUGGCCUCGUUUUCCGAACCCCCCACCUCCCCUAACUGCAUUGUCUCCAUCAUCAACCCUAUCGAAAACUCGCAUUUCGAAAUAAACAUGAUUUCAAAGGGGCAAGACAAGUGGACUCAACACAAGAUUACUCCGUUUAGUAUUGGUACCGUUUCUGGAGCGAUAUUCGACCACGAGAGCAAGAUGUUCUACUACAUGUAUGGAGAGAAUAAGGUUUUGACAUUUUCGGUUAUGGAUAAGAAAUGGAAGCCGUACAAGAUCGUGUCUGAACGAAAAGGCGAUAUCGAAGAAUAUCUGCCUUAUAUGUACUUUGAAAACAUGUUUGAUAAGUUUAUGAAGACACAUGGGUUGUUGAAUCUUGAAGAAGAUGAAUAUGUUGAUGUUUGUGGAUUAACAUUUGAACCAGAAAACUCAUCUUAUCCAAGAAUGUAUUUAAAUGAAGCUAUAGAUGUUUCUCCCACCAAAACACGUAUGUCUAAGGCUGUUUGGAUUCAACCACGGUUCUAUGAAGCACACAAGGAUCUGCAUUGGUAAUCAUUUGGCGCCAAAUUUAUAUUAGGGUUUGGUCAUGUUUUUUU
Helianthus annuus (common sunflower) is the source of this 995-nucleotide messenger RNA. RefSeq names its product F-box/kelch-repeat protein At1g57790. The coding region runs from base 1 to 951 and encodes 316 amino acids. NCBI's taxonomy places the organism in Eukaryota, Viridiplantae, Streptophyta, Magnoliopsida, Asterales, Asteraceae. Gene Ontology annotation, molecular function: protein binding. The transcript has a single exon. The record is from RefSeq and is a predicted model, not a curated record.